UGGGAGGAGAAUAAGUCACACCCUCUACCGGAGAACACACCCGCCGCCCGGUAAUCGCCAACUCACACACACACACACGCGCGCGCGGCUCCGGGAGAACCGGAGAAACACUUGCGACCGAGAGCCUCCCCAAAACAGCCGCUCCUGCUCAGAGUCCGGCCCGCGGGAGUCCGCGCUUCACGGUACCGACGCCGCCACGAUGGACAAACUUUUCGUGUUCCUCUUCACCGCGAUCAGCGUCCUGGUGUCCGCGAGAGCGCAGGUGUUUAAAGGAGAUUGUGACUUCAAGAAGCCCUUCUCGUCCUGCGGGUACACCCAAGGGCGAGACGAUGAGCUGGACUGGGAGCAGAUCGACACCAGUGAAAAGCCUUCGCUGGACCCAUGGGUGCCGCCAGGAUCUGCGUUCAUGAUGGUGAACUCGACGGCUCGUUUCGCGGGUCAGAAGGCUUUGCUCUUCACGCCGCAGCUGAAGGAGAACGACACACACUGCGUCAUCUUCCAGUAUUACGUGGCGGGACGAGAGGGAGGACGGCCCGGGCAUCUGAACGUCUACAUCAAGGAGAACAACAGCCCGAUGGGUUUGCCCGUGUGGAACACGUCUGGACCGGCCCGGCGCAGCUGGAGCCAGGUGGAGCUCGCCAUCAGCACGUACUGGCCCAACUUCUACCAGAUCGUCUUUGAAGCGGUGACCUCCGGGCAGCGCGGCUUGCUGGCCAUCAAGAACGUGGUCCUCAAGGGCCAUCAGUGCAUGAACACGCCGCACUUUCUUCAUAUCAAAGGCGUGGAGGUGAACGCCGGACAGACGGCUACGUUCCUCUGCACCGUCAACGGAGAAUGGAGAGACAGCUUCAACCUCUGGCUGCAGGUCAGACGCACAGCUAACUCAACUAUUACCAGUGCUGCCAACUCAUCCUCAGAGAGAGUGGCUAAAGGAAGGUCCAUUUACACGCGUCUCUGCAUUCAUGAGGUCAGACUGAGCAAAGCAGAAGUGAAGAGCAGGUUCUCUGUUCUUCUGUCCCGCUGUGACUGUGGCUGCACUUUUUCACUGGAGGAAGUGUUAUUAUGGAUUAUGAACGGAUUAAACAAAGAUUUUUUUGCUGUAAUUCUGCUGUUAUUCAUGUUAAAUGUAAUGUCUGUUCUCCCAGAGCCGCCGGUUCCCAUCGCUCCUCCUCAGCUCAUGGCGGUCGGGGCCACGUACCUCUGGAUCCAGCUCAAUGCGAACUCCAUCAACGGGGACGGGCCCAUCAUCAACCGCGAGGUGGAGUACCGCACCGUCUCCGGCACCAUGUACGACCUGCAGCCCGUCGAUAAAACCUCGCACAAGAUCGGCCAUCUGGACCCCGACACGGAGUACGAGAUCAGCGUGCUGCUGACGCGGCCCCUGGAGGGAGGAACCGGGGCCCCGGGGCCGCCGCUGAGAGCCCGCACCAAAUGUGCAGAGCCCAUGCACGACCCGCAGCAGCUGCAGGUGGUGGACAUCGAGGCUCGUCAGGUGACGCUUCGCUGGGAGCCGCUGGGCUACAACGUGACACGCUGCCACAACUACAGCCUGACGGUGCAAUACCGCGCCAGAGGAGGAGGCAAGGAGGAGAGCAGGGAGGAGGCGGCACACGGCAGCCAGCACACCAUCCACAACCUCUCGCCCUUCACCAACCUCAGCGUCAGGAUGCUGCUGCGCAACCGCGAGGGAGUCAAAGAGAGCCCCGAGAUCCACGUGCAGACCGAUGAAGACGUGCCGGGGGAAGUUCCUCUGGAUUCAAUCCAGGCCAGUGUUUACGAGGACAAGAUUCUGCUUAAGUGGAGAGAACCAGCGCAAACCUUCGGCAUCAUCACUCAGUAUGAGAUCUCGUAUAAAGCUGUCAGCUCCUUCGACCCAGUGCUGGAUCUCUCUAACCAGAGCGGGAAGGUGGUUAAACUGGGGAAUGAAACCAGCCACGUGUUUCUGGGUCUCUACCCCGGCUCCACAUACUCCUUCACCAUCAGAGCCAGCACCGCCAAGGGCUUCGGACCGCCCGCCAUCACCCAGGCCACCACCAAGAUCUCAGCUCCGUUGAUGCCGGUGUACGAUCAGGAGACUCCUCUGAACCAGACGGACAGCACGGUGACGGUGGUGCUUAAACCGGCUCAGAGCCGAGGCGCUCCAGUCAGUGUGUAUCAGGUGGUUGUUGAGGAGGAACGUCCUCGAAGGGCUCGUGGAGGUGAAGCGGAGAUCCUGCGCUGUUAUCCGCUGCCGGUUCACUAUCAUAACGCCAGCGGGCUGAACUCUCGGUACUACUACAGCGCUGAGUUCCCCUCCGCAGGCGUCUCACAGCCGCAGACGUUCACCAUCGGAGACAACCGGACCUACGGCGGAUACUGGAACGCCCCGCUGCUGCCACACAAGAGCUACAGCAUCUACUAUCAGGCCGUCAGCGCCGCCAACGGGGAGACAAAAAUCGACUGUGUCCGUGUCGCUACCAAAGCUGCUAUCUUGGUGACGCAGCUCACCACUCCUUACGUUCGCAUCGCUCCGGCCGCUGGAGACAAUCAGCUAACAGGCGCAGCGACGCACAAACCCAACGCGGUGGAGCCGGAGAAACAGACCGACCACACGGUGAAGAUCGCCGGCAUCAUCGCAGGAAUACUGCUCUUCGUCAUCAUCUUCCUCGGUGUGGUGCUGCUCAUGAAGAAACGGAGAACCUAUCAGUCCUACACUUACUACCUAAAGCUGGCGAAGAAGCGCAAGGAGACUCUGAGCAGCACGAGACAGGAGAUGACGGUGAUGGUGAACUCAAUGGACAAGAGCUACACGGAGCAGGGGACCAACUGUGAUGAAGCGCUGUCAUUCAUGGACACACACAACCUCAACGGACGCUCCGGAUCUUCUCCGUGUUCUCUGACGGUGAAGACCAACACGCUGAGCAGCAGCAUCCCCAACACGUAUUACCCAGACCCCUUCGUCCCCACAGCGAUCUUAGUCCCCAUUAAUGACGAGACUCAAACCCUGACCAGUGACACCAGCAGCCUGGUGCAGUCGCACACACACACCCACUCAUCGCACACACACUCGCUGCGCAAGCGUGAGGCCGUGGACGUGCCGUACCACACGGGCCAGCUUCAUCCCGCCAUCCGCGUGGCCGACCUUCUGCAACACAUCACGCAGAUGAAAUGCGCCGAGGGCUACGGCUUCAAAGAGGAGUACGAGAUCAAUGAGAGCUUCUUCGAGGUUCUUUGUGGCCCCUGUGAUUCUGCUAAAGACCAUCAGACUAAGCAUGAACUGGAGAUAAUCACACAACUUGAGAGGCUGACGUAUGAUCACUCACGUGUGCGGCUGCAGAAUCUGGAUGGAGAGCAGAACUCUGAUUACAUUAAUGCUAAUUACGUUGAUGGCUAUCACCGGCCGAAUCACUACAUCGCUACACAAGGACCGAUGCAGGAGACUGCGAUCGACUUCUGGAGGAUGGUGUGGCAGGAGAACACGGCAACCAUCGUCAUGGUGACCAACCUGGUGGAAGUCGGCAGGGUGAGUGUGAAAGUGUGUGUUUGUGCGAACAUCUGCAUCAUCUGUUUACUGAGAGAAUCACAAAAUCACAGCAUCGUCUCUGAGUUACAUUCACAAUCAUGCCAAUCCGCACGGAUUUCUAUAUGGAUGUACAGGGUCAUCAAGGUGACGCUGAUCGAGACGCAGCUUCUGUCCGAGUACGUCAUCAGAACGUUUGCGGUGGAGAAGCGAGGAGCUCACGAGAUCCGUGAGAUCAGUCAGUUUCAUUUCACCGGUUGGCCGGAUCACGGCGUUCCGUAUCACGCCACAGGUCUGCUGGGAUUCGUGCGGCGGGUCAAAGCUAAAUCGCCCCCCAACGCCGGACCCAUCGUGGUCCACUGCAGUGCGGGGGCGGGCCGAACGGGCUGCUUCAUUGUGAUUGACAUCAUGCUGGACAUGGCGGAGCGGGAAGGAGUCGUCGACAUCUAUAACUGCGUGAGAGAGCUGCGAUCUCGCAGAGUCAACAUGGUGCAGACCGAGGAGCAGUAUGUCUUCAUUCAUGACGCCAUCUUGGAGGCGUGUCUCUGCGGCGACACCACCAUCCCAGCCAAUCAGCUUCGCUCUGUUUACUACGACAUGAACCGAUUGGAUCCUCAGACCAACUCCAGUCCAAUCAAAGAGGAGUUCAGGACGCUGAACAUGGUGACGCCGACGCUGCGUGUGGAGGACUGUAGCAUCGCUCUGCUUCCGAGGAAUCAUGAGAAGAACCGCUGCAUGGAUGUGCUUCCUCCUGACCGCUGCCUGCCCUUCCCUUCUCUCAUCACCAUCGACGGAGAGAGCAGCAACUACAUCAACGCCGCGCUCAUGGACAGCUACAAGCAGCCGUCUGCGUUCAUCGUUACCCAGCAUCCUUUGCCAAACACAGUGAAGGACUUCUGGCGUCUGGUUCUGGACUACCACUGCACAUCUAUCGUGAUGCUAAACGAUGUGGAUCCGGCGCAGCUGUGUCCGCAGUACUGGCCGGAGAACGGUGUUCAUCGUCACGGGCGGAUGUGGGUGUUUUUUUUGUCGGAUGUUGUGGAGGAGGUCAUCAUCAGGAUGUUCUGUAUGUAUAAUGCUGCGCUGGGUCCGCAGGACGGGUACCGGAUGGUGCAGCAGUUCCAGUUUCUGGGCUGGCCGAUGUACCGCGACACACCCGUCUCCAAACGCUCCUUCCUCAAACUCAUCCAUCAGGUGGACAAAUGGCAGGAGGAGUACGACGGAGGAGAGGGACGCACCGUUGUACACUGCCUGAACGGCGGCGGUCGCAGCGGGACGUUUUGUGCCAUCAGCAUCGUGAGUGAAAUGCUGCGGCAUCAGCGCUCGGUGGAUGUGUUUCACGCCGUCAAAACCCUGCGCAACAACAAGCCCAACAUGGUGGAUCUGCUGGAUCAGUACAAAUUCUGCUAUGAAGUGGCACUGGAGUAUCUGAACUCAGGCUGACAGACACGCUCCACGUGUGUGUGUGUGUGUGUGUGUGUGUGUGUGUGUGUGUGUGUGUGUGUACAGUCGGCUUGUAUAUCUUUACAAUGAAACUUCUUCUGUCUGGCUGCAUCAAGCCUGUGAAGAGCAGAUUGGUGUUUUCCCUGAUGCUUCGUCAGCGUCGUACGAGAGUCUUUUCAACUGAAGGAAGUCACAAGAUUUGUACGACGCAGCAGAUCCUCAUGAAUACUAUAAUGAGCCUCAUUUGCAUAUUAAUGAGGCGAGUUUGCUGUGAUUGGCCGAAACGCCCCAGCUGUUUAAACCUGAUUGUUGAAUGAGACACAAGUGUGUUUUGGUGUAAAUUGUGUAACAUAUGAAAUCUCAUAAGAUUCGGAGGAAUGAGGUCACAGCCGUGAUCAUCAUCAGCAUCAUCAUCAUCGAUCCAAAGCCCGUCAUCGCUCUCUCCGCACGCAUCCGUUCCUUUGCUUUUAUCGUGUUUUUAAUAUUGUUUGUUUAUACUGUAAAUAUUGGAGGUGUGCUGUGAUAUUUAUUCAGGACAAUCAUCUGAGUUCAUAUUGUACAUGAUCAAAUAUACUGAAUGGAUCAACAAACUUCUGCUUGCUAAUGACUCACUAUGUUUAUAGAUAUGUAUAUAUCACUCAGAGUUCUUUUAGAUCAUGCACUUGUUUAACUGUCCUUGCUAAAUGUUGAAAAUCUCACACAGGUUGAAAUCAGUAACACUUUACUUGAAGUCUUUAUGGAUUAUGCAUUAUAAAGGUAUUCAUAAUGUAUGUUGUAAUGCAUUCAUAAAUAACUGUAACCAGAAAUGCAUCGUGAUAUUUGAAGGUUUGCUUGUUGUGUGUUUUAAUGCAUUAUACGUUCUAAAGGUGUAACAAUGAAUAGAUAAGUGUUAUAAUGCAUUAUAACUGUGGUUAUAAUUAUUCAUGAGAUCAUUAAAUGCAUUGCAUAAUCAAUGCAUUAAAAACACUUUUACAAAGCAUUAAAGGUAUAUAAAGGCUUUACGUAAAGUGUUAUUGUGAAUUUAUAAAAAUUGCAUUUAUAUCAAAAAUUGUCACGUUAGUUUCACAAUGUUAAAUUUGUUACAGUAAAACAUUACUUAAAAACACAACCGUUCAAUGCACUGCAGAUAUACUUGAGAUGUAAGAUGACUUAAGAUAUUAAGACGUAAUUUCUGAAAAAAAAAAAAUUUAAUAAAAAUGAAGUGGAUUUAUUCUUAGUACAAGAACAAAUAUUUCCCUGUGGUACCAGGAGAAAUAAUCUUGUUUUCCUUUUGAAUUAAGUUUAUUUUUCUGACCCCAUUGGCAAAAUUAUUUUAAUUUAAUUUUACAUAUUUAUUAUUAUUUUAAUAUAUAUCUUGAUUUAAGGGUGUUUAGAUACACAGCAAAUUAUCCAGUGUUGAAAUCCUAGUGUUGAGGUUUUUUAGAGUAAAGUGUUAAAGUUGUGGUGUU
Cyprinus carpio (common carp) is the source of this 6390-nucleotide messenger RNA. Its product is annotated as receptor-type tyrosine-protein phosphatase mu-like. Bases 200 to 4942 code for a protein of 1580 amino acids. Gene Ontology annotation, molecular function: protein tyrosine phosphatase activity; protein binding. Gene Ontology annotation, biological process: protein dephosphorylation. The transcript is spliced from 37 exons. Gene Ontology annotation, cellular component: membrane. The record is from RefSeq and is a predicted model, not a curated record. NCBI's taxonomy places the organism in Eukaryota, Metazoa, Chordata, Actinopteri, Cypriniformes, Cyprinidae.